This is a messenger RNA of Pieris macdunnoughi, 834 nucleotides long. Lineage: Eukaryota; Metazoa; Arthropoda; Insecta; Lepidoptera; Pieridae. The record is from the annotation of a GenBank genome assembly.
AUGGAGUUAUUAAAUGAGCCUCCAACACACAGAUCUGGAAGAGGUGCAGCCUACGCGUGUUCAGAGGGGGAAGGAAAUGCUCCAAAGUCGUGCUGUGGUCGCCCACCAUUAAGGCUCUGCGUGCUCUUCUUGGGGGUAGUUGGAGCUUGCUUGGUUGCAGCUGGCGCCACCUUGGGAGCUUUAAGGCCCCAUCCGACACCACUCACAUUGAUACUGCUUAUGAUAGGUAUCGGCGUGGUAUUAGUGACAGCAGCAGGACUGGCGUGGCGUCUCGGUGCCCGUGACGCCCCAUGCGCCCUGUUUGGAAUCAGAAGAGCGUCAUGUCGACGGCUGGUCCCGCGUCUCCCCCCAAGUUACGCCAGACCUCACCAUCCGUACGCCGCAAUGCUGUACCCAGAGUUUCACUAUCGGCCGCCGCCACCCACCUAUCAGGCGUCCAUGCAAGAAUAUAGACUCAGGCUACUUCUCCUGGAUAGAAGUGCUCCAGUGGUGUCGCCACCUCCGACCUACCGGUCAAACUCAGCAAGUCUAGUCAGAGGUUCGACGGGAGCAGGCUGGUGCGGCUCUGAAUACAGCGGUCCACCGUCCUAUCGCACGCCUCGUACAGACCCACCGGCCACAGAUAAUAUUCCCACAAUCACCACAGACCUGAAAUAUACAAACGACAUAGAACCAACGAGAAUAGAGCCCCAAGAACAAGAGAAGGAUCCAGAACAUCUCGUCACAAUAGUUCACACAGACGCUCAGCCUGUCAUUGUGACAGUUUCUGGGUCCACAGCGUUAAAUGAGUCUCAGGUUCCGCCGUCAGAAAUUGAUAUAUUAGCGCACUUAUAA